AUGGAUCCGAUAAAGUAUAUCUUCGUGAAGCCUGCUAUUAUUGGUAGAAUUGCCUGGUGGAAAAUGUUGUUGACCGAGUAUGAUAUUCAGUAUGCGAUCCAGAAAGCGAUAAAGGGGAGUGUUCUGUUUGACUACCUUGCUCACCUAUCUGUCGAAGGUUAUCAAUCGAUAAGGUUUGACUUUCCAGACGAAGACAUAAUGUUUAUCAAAGACUUCACUAUGUCAGGCUUCGAGGAAGGCCCCGAACUAGGAUCGCGAUGGACGCUCAUUUUCAAUGGUGCUUCCAAUGCUCGAGGCCAUGGCAUCGGUGUCGUUAUCACUUCUCCAACCGGUUUCCACCUUCCAUUUACCGCUAGAUUGAAUUUUGACUGCACCAACAAUAUGGAAGAAUAUGAAGCAUGCAUCUACAGUUUGGAGACGGCCAUCGACUUAAGGAUCAAGAUUCUUGAGGUAUACGGUGGUUCAUCUCUGGUAAUAAGUCAGGUAAAAGGUGAUUGGGAGACUCGGGAUAACAUGUUGAUACCUUACAAGGAGCAUAUCAGAAAACUGGUACCCUACUUUGAUGAAAUCUCUUUUAAUCAUAUUCCUAAGGAAGAAAAUUAG
This is a messenger RNA of Lathyrus oleraceus (garden pea), 603 nucleotides long. RefSeq lists its product as uncharacterized. The record is from RefSeq and is a predicted model, not a curated record. The coding region runs from base 1 to 603 and encodes 200 amino acids. NCBI's taxonomy places the organism in Eukaryota, Viridiplantae, Streptophyta, Magnoliopsida, Fabales, Fabaceae. The transcript has a single exon. Gene Ontology annotation, molecular function: RNA-DNA hybrid ribonuclease activity; nucleic acid binding.